CAGCGCCCAAAGCUCAAAUGAGCCUCGUUUAGAGCGAUCACCUCAGUUCAGCCCGAGACUCCCGCAGACGCGCGUCUCUCCCCGGACUGCAUGUGGAUUUACAAAGCGCAUUUCUCAAAAGGAUUAUUAACUCAGUCAUUUACAACCUGUCAGGCGGACUUGAGGUGCGUGUUCUCUGUGAGGAAUACAGUGGUGUCUUUCAAGUUUGAGGAAUGGGAUUAACGAGAUCGAAGAAAAGUUGGGAUUUGUAGGUCAGGUAAAAUGGAAAGAUAAAGCUCGUCUACAGAGCUCACCAAGGUGGAAGCAGCGGUAAUUCACAACGAAAGGAAAUGCACAAAGCCUGGGUUCUCCUCGUUGUAAUAGAAGAGGGAUUUGCCCUGGCGCAGAAAAUUAAAGAGACGCAGAAUGCGGGUGAAUCUCUGUCUAACGCUGAGCAGUGCGGCCAGUGGACCCGGAAUAUCAAUGGAGGCCUGUUUACAUCUCCAAACUAUCCUAACUCCUAUCCGCCCAACAAGGAGUGUGUGUACAUCCUAGAAGCUCUCCCUCGGCAGAGAAUUCAGCUGACCUUUGACAAAACGUACUAUAUCGAGCCUUCCUUCGAGUGCCGCUUCGACCAUAUUGAGAUAAGGGAUGGUCCCUUUGGUUUCUCCCCUCUAAUUGAUCGCUUGUGUGGGCCAAAGAGUCCAGGCGUGGUCACCUCCACGGGCCGCUUCAUGUGGAUCAAAUUCACUAGCGACGAGGAGCUUGAAGGCUUAGGUUUCCGUGUCAAAUACACUUUUAUAGCAGACCCAGAUUUUCAUUUGCACGUCGGUGGAUUGCUAAAUCCAAUUCCAGAUUGCCAGUUUGAGAUUAGUGGUACAGACGGAGUCAUCCGCUCCAGUCAGGUGGAAGAAGAGGAUAGGAUCAAAAAUGGAGAUGCUUUGGACUGCAUCUGGACCAUCCGUGCCCCUCCGCAUUCCAAGAUAUACCUCCGCUUCCUGGAGUACCAGAUGGAGCACUCAAAUGAGUGCAAGAAGAACUUUGUGGCCGUCUAUGAUGGCAGCAGUGCCAUCGAGAACCUGAAAGCGAAGUUCUGCAGCACGGUGGCCAAUGACGUGAUGCUGGAUACCGGCGUGGGCGUUGUGCGCAUGUGGGCCGACGAGAGCAGCAGACUCAGCCGUUUCCGCAUGCUCUUCACCUCGUUUGUAGAUCCUCCAUGCUCCAGCAGCACCUUUUUCUGUCAUAGCAACAUGUGCAUCAACAACUCACUGGUGUGCAACGGCGUUCAGAACUGCGUUUACCCGUGGGAUGAGAACCACUGCAAGGAGAGAAAGUCCAAGGGACUCUUUCACCAAAUCACAAAAGCGCACGGCACGGUAAUCGGCAUCUCUGCUGGUGUGGUUCUGGUCUUGCUCAUCAUCUCCAUCCUGGUGCAAAUGAAGCAACCCCGUAAGAAAGUAGUGGCCCGUCGUCCGGCGGUCUUUAACAAAGGCGGCUUCCAGGAGGUCUUUGAUCCCCCCAACUAUGAGCUGUUUUCCCUCCGUGACAAGGAGCUGUCGUCAGACCUGGCCGAGCUGUCGGAUGAGCUGGACGGCUACCAUAAGCUGCGGCGCUCCUCCACCAUGUCCCGGUGCAUCCACGAGCACCACUGUGGCACCCAGGCCUCCUCAGGCAGCAGCACAAAGCAGAGCCGCACCACGCUCAGCUCGAUGGAGCUCUCUUACCACAACGAUUUCUCCAAACCGCCUCCAAUGAAGACCUUUAAUAGCAGCAGCACCGGCACCUACAAGAAGAGCUGCUACGGCUACAAACAGACUCACGACUGCGCCGAGCAGGUGAUCGAGGACCGUGUGAUGGAGGAGAUCCCCUGUGAAAUCUACGUGAGGGGUGGGAGCGUAGGAGGGGCCGCGGGCAGCAUCGGAAGCGGAUGCGGGAGCAUUACCAUCCGAAACCAUGGCAGUGCUCGUAGCAACAACACCACCACCGUGGUGGACCCGGGACAACGCUCCAUAUCCAUGGACUUCUGAGAUGGCGAAGAAAGACGAGGGAGAAUGAGAGUCCUGACCACAACUGACUUUGUCCUGCAUUGCUGUUUUUAAUGCAUGGGCUCCAGUGUCAUGUAGACAAGCACGGAUUAGACAGAGUGAACGGACUGUACACAGACAGACAGAGAAGGCCACAUAUGGCUGGCUAUUUUAAUCUAUGUACAUUUAAAAUGAAAGAUAAACAGUAUGUAGGUUUUGUGUUGUUGCUUGGCAUUAACUCACAUUUUGCAUCAUUUGAUUCUGUGGAUAACUCAAAUUAUGCUCAAAUAAAGAUUACCUAUUGUGAACUGAAGACAAAACCAUCCCCUGCUUGUACACUUAAAAGCUGUUCCCACCAAGGAUGAUAACUAUAAAGUUUUAAUAAUAGUUUUAAUGCUAUGAAAACAGUGAAGUCCACACCACAAGUACAGACAAAAAUGUCGUAGAAGGUACCUUUCGUAUUUAUAAAAAAUGGCAAGUUACACUUUGAAUAGAAUGGGCAUUUUUAGUAGAGAGUAGACAGACUGUAAGUAUUUUCUUGUAAAACAUACUUUAAUACAUACUCUCUUAAAAAUAGAAGGAUGUUUUUGCAGUGAUGCCAUAGAAGAACCAUGUUUGGUUCCCCAACAAACCUUUCAGUGAACAGUUCCUAAAAGAACCAUUUUGAAGAAAAUUUAACAAAUCGAUAUAACCUUUUUUAACUAUAAAGAACCUUUUUGCAUUUGAAAGGUUCCAUGGAUGCCUGUAAAGAACCUUUAUUUUUAAGAGUGUCCUUCCAUCUGUAUGAUUUACACAUAUGGUAUAUUACAUACAGAGGACAACAUAACUGCAAUCAUAAAAAAUUUUCAGCUGGUGAUUGAUUGGCAUUGACAGCCGAUCAGAAUCCACUGGACGUUAAAGAGCUUAAGCAUUUAAAGCUGCGGACAACAUAUCUGCAGUGUGCGCUUAUAAUAAACAGAAAGUUAUGGACAUGUGGAUGCUAAAAUAGUUAUUAUUAUUAUAGUUCUCAUUCUUGGUGUUAACAGGUCUUUUACACUGUGCUUAAAAGCAGACAGGAUUAGAAAGGUUUCCAUCCACUGAAAUUAUUUUUUAAAAAUGGCAUGUGACGUGACAAUCACAGCUAAUCAGGACAUAUUUGAAGUUUAAUAUACAAGUGGAGGUCAUCACUGUUUAGGGCAAAAAACUAGUUUACAUGAAGACAGAGGAUUUAGUGUUUGCUUUGGACACAGUGUUCACAGGAACAUGCUUUUAUACAAGAAUGGCUACUAGAUCAAAUAUUACCACAGCGCACAUAAACACAGUCUUGAUUUACAUAUUUUGACAUUUGACUUUUGUUGUUUUUAAGCGAAUUCCCUGUGUGCACUUAUUGUUGUGUCUCAGUGGCCAUUAAAGACCACAGCACAUGUAUGUUCUUUAACCUAUAAACAUACUGUUUUGGAGGUUCAACCAAUCCAUCGCAAGCUUUAGAUAAAGUGUGGAAAAUUGUAAAUGAUGCUUACACCUUUUGUAUAGAAAUUAUUCUUUUUGUUGUUAAAUAAGUAAAAAAUAAGCAGGAAUAUAUUUUCUAACCAAUAUAUGUUGUAUAUCAAAUUAUAAUUACACUUCCAUUUUAGUCAUAACAUGAAUAAUUGUAAUGAUGUUGAUGUGAGACAUUUGAAUAAAAUUACCCAUUUGAACGAUGUAGGAUCCA
Molecule: messenger RNA, 3693 nt
Organism: Carassius gibelio (silver crucian carp)
Lineage: Eukaryota; Metazoa; Chordata; Actinopteri; Cypriniformes; Cyprinidae
Product: neuropilin and tolloid-like protein 2
Exons: 9
Coding region: 330-2006 (558 amino acids)
Molecular function (GO): protein binding
Source: RefSeq, a predicted model, not a curated record